AUGCAUUUGUCGUUGCGAAAACGGAUAGAAAAGCCGGUGCGAAGAAAGUUGGUCAAGCGGCUGGACCCUUCAUUAUUCGGUGUGGAGGCAGCAGAAGACAAAAGGGAAGACUCGCGGGCAAGCACGAGAACGCGCCCCCAGCAGGAAUCUGCUUUUGAUAUAGAUGAGGUGGUAGCGCUAUAUAUUGAUAAUGAAAAGAAGCGGGGUGGACGGCCAGUGCUGUUUCGGCGAGAUCUGGGGACCCAAGGGGCCGUGAGUGGUCCAGCGGUGAUCCGCAGUGGGUUGCGGUUCACUCUGGAGACUGGUAUCGAGCGAGGGGUACAGGGUAGACGGCUAGCGUCGGCGUCUCGGUGGGACGAAGCCAUAUCGAGUUUCUCCCAAGCAGCGCGGUUAGACCCAGAUGAGGGACAUGUGUAUUUGGAGAUGCUUGCGCAGAUUUUCAUGGAGACGGAGCGAUACAUGCUUGCGAUCCAGGUCUCUACUCAAGCCGUGGAAGUGGAUCCCAAUUAUAUUUAUAGUCAUUGGACCCGAGCGCGCGCCUUAAAGGAAUUUGGAGAGCUCGAAUUAGCCCGGAAGGAAUAUAACCUAUUACAGGACUCGGAGUUGGCACGCAACUCACCUGAAGGAGAACAAAUAAAAGAAGAAGCGCGGGCUGUAGAUAAGCUUGUAUCCAGACUGGGUGCGAACCAGACAAACGCCGAUAAUAAACCAUACCAGCAAAGACCAACCGUGUUUAACAACCGAUGGUUCGGUGACAUCUUCUUUUACGAGUCCUGUGACCCGCACAGUGUUACACACGAAUUAACGCCAACAUGGCGCCAGGGGAAGGCCACCUGUUGUCCUGAUACCCAUGGAGUGUAG
This is a messenger RNA of Gregarina niphandrodes, 861 nucleotides long. RefSeq names its product tetratricopeptide repeat protein. NCBI's taxonomy places the organism in Eukaryota, Apicomplexa, Conoidasida, Eugregarinorida, Gregarinidae. The transcript has a single exon. The coding region runs from base 1 to 861 and encodes 286 amino acids. The record is from RefSeq and is a predicted model, not a curated record. Gene Ontology annotation, molecular function: protein binding.